Archocentrus centrarchus (flier cichlid) is the source of this 2938-nucleotide messenger RNA. It is a transcript of the gene exosc10, whose product is annotated as exosome component 10. The transcript is spliced from 25 exons. The record is from RefSeq and is a predicted model, not a curated record. Gene Ontology annotation, biological process: nuclear polyadenylation-dependent antisense transcript catabolic process; nuclear polyadenylation-dependent rRNA catabolic process; nuclear polyadenylation-dependent snoRNA catabolic process. Bases 61 to 2739 code for a protein of 892 amino acids. NCBI's taxonomy places the organism in Eukaryota, Metazoa, Chordata, Actinopteri, Cichliformes, Cichlidae. Gene Ontology annotation, cellular component: nuclear exosome (RNase complex); nucleolus. Gene Ontology annotation, molecular function: nucleotide binding; single-stranded RNA binding; 3'-5'-RNA exonuclease activity.
AAACAUCGAGGAAAGGAGUAGUUUCAGGCUGCACACAUGUACACAGCAUCAAAUUAAACGAUGACUUCUUUAAAGAGUAAAGAUUUAACGAGCGGUGACCCUCAAAAGAGUAAUUUGGACACAAACGACGAUGACAAAAACGAGUUGUGUCCUGGAUUCAAAGAUGUUGACGCCUUUGUUAAACAUGGAUUUGGUGCUGUAUUAUCAGCCACCAAAGCAUCUGCUGGCCUACCUCAAGCUGGGGAUGAGUAUGAUUUCUAUCGGAGCUUCCCGGGCUUCCAGGAGUUCUGUGAAAGUCAAGGAGAUAAGCUCCUGCACUGUAUGAGUCAGAUAAUGCAACACCACGGAUGCAGAUCUCACAUGAAAGACCGGAACAAGCUGACGGGGCUGGAGGAGAGGUUUGACUUGGUUGUGGACUCAAAUGACGUUAUCCUGGAAAGAGUGGGGAUUCUUCUUGAUGAAGCUGAUGGGGUGAACAGGAGCCAGCAGCCUGUCAUGCCUGCAGGUUUCCAGCCUCCAAAAAUUGUCGUUUCCAGCUGGAAUCGCAAGGGGUCCAAGGCCAGCAGUCGUUCUGAGACAUUUCGACUGCUUCAUGCCAAGAACAUCACAAGGCCUCAGCUGAAAUUCAAAGAGAAAGUUGACAACAGCAACACACCUUUUAUACCCAAGAUCUUCAUCAAGCCCAAUGCAGUAAAGCCACUUCCAUCUUAUUUUACCAACAAACAGAUGCGUAAAGAGAGGCCUGAGGACCUUGAUGUCCCUGCUGCCCUGGCUGACUUCAUCCACCAGCAAAGAACUCAGGAACAUGUUGAUGACAUGUUUGCACACCCAUACCAAUAUGAACUGGACCAUCAUACAAUACCUGAAAGUCUUCUGUCUAAGCCAGAGCCUCAGAUGUACAAACCAGUAGCUGAGACAAAAUUGUCAUUUAUUGAUACGCUGGAGGAUUUGGUUGCUCUGAAUGAGAAGCUCUGCAAAUUGUCUGAGUUCGCAGUGGACCUGGAGCAUCAUUCCUACAGAAGUUUCCUCGGUCUCACCUGCCUGAUGCAGAUCUCCACAAGAGAGGAGGACUUCAUUAUCGACACCUUGGAGCUCCGCAGCGAGAUGUAUAUCCUGAAUGAGGCAUUCACUGACCCCUCCAUUGUCAAGGUUUUUCACGGUGCUGAUUCUGACAUUGAGUGGCUCCAGAGGGACUUCGGCUUGUACAUUGUCAACCUCUUUGACACACAUCAGGCAAGCCGGGCUCUCAACCUGGCCAGGCAUUCCCUCGACCACUUACUGAAACAUUUCUGUAACGUGGACGCAGACAAACAUUACCAGCUGGCUGACUGGAGGAUUCGCCCCUUACCUGAUGAGAUGGUCCAGUAUGCCCGGACAGACACCCACUACCUUCUAUACAUCUACGACAGUGUGAGGGCACAGCUGCUGGACUUUAACCAUGGACAGCCAGGCUUGCUGCAGUGUGUGUGGAACAAAAGCAAAGGCAUCUCCCUCAAGAAAUAUGUGAAGCCUAUCUACACAGAGGAGUCAUAUUUGGAGCUGCAGAGGAAGCAGAAAAAGUCUUUUAAUACCCAGCAGCUCACUGCCUUCAGACUGCUGUUUGCCUGGAGGGACAAGCUGGCCAGGCAGGAAGAUGAAAGCACCGGAUUUGUCCUGCCCACUCACAUGAUGAGCAAAAUUUCUGAGGAGUUGCCCAAGGAGCCGCAGGGCAUCAUUGCCUGCUGUAACCCUGUUCCUCCCCUGGUGAGGCAGUACAUCAACGAGCUCCAUUUGUUAGUGCAGCAGGCCAGGGAAAUGCCCCUCCUUAAGGCUGAGAUUGCUGCACAGAAGAAGAAAGGACUCACGCCUGUUAAAAAGCCAGAGGUCAUGUUGUUUGGUCCUCAUGAUACAUCCAGGGCUUCUGUGAGCGAUCUCCCCCAAAUUUCCUCUGAUGAACUGCCAGUUAAACAAGGGAUGCUCUUCUCAGAGGAUGAGCACAAAAUGGACGUGGAUGUAGAGAAAGCAAGCGGUCUCGUGGCACCGGCUACAAUCACACUGUUUGAGGAGGUGGAAAUAAAGAAUGACCAAGAGUCAAGCUCAGCGGCUCAGAUGAAAGCCAAACGUAUUAUUGAGUCUUUUGAAAACCCUUUUAGGAUGUAUUUACCCUCCAGUGAUGUGCACAUCAACAAAAAUGCCAAGUUUGAUCCAUCUUCAAAAAUCUUCGAGAUAAGUAAGAGGUGGAAACUGCAGAGUAUUGAACAGCAACAGAAGGAGUUAGAGACCAAGAAGAAAGCCAAACAGGAAGCAAAGGAAAAGGCAAAGAAGCUGACCGAGGAAAGGACAAAGACUAAACAGAGUUAUCAGGAGUCUCUCAAGAACGUCGCCACCGUUCGUCAGCAAGUAGCGGAAUCUGCAAAAGGUGGUGGAAAGAAAAGAGAGAGGGUCGCCAGUGAGCCUGGAGACACGACUCCCAAACCAAGCAAGAAGUUAAUGAAAUCUGCCGAGAAUCCCCAGAAGACAGAAGUAACUCCUCAAGACAGCUUCAAGCCCUUCGACUACAGUCAGUCAGACCUCAAAGUCUUUGCUGGUAACACAUCAAAGGAUAACACACAGUUUGAUCCAAACCGGCAAGCCCAUGAUUUUACGAAAAAGAAAACUCCUAAGGGACAAAAAAACACAGUUGGCACUGGCAGCCGAAGCAUGUCGUACUUGCCUGGAAAAUCCAACAGAGGAUUCCGGCAUAACUGGCCGAAAAGAUAGGCUGUCUUUGAUCCUAUUUUCUCUCUUGUUUUAAAAGUUUUUCACCCUGCAGAAACAGUGUUUCUCUUUUUUGUCUUUGUUGUGCAGCCAAGAAUUUAAUUGAUUUUGAAGUUAACAGUACCUUUUUCUAUCUGUGGAACAGUUCACACUGUAAAUAUGUCUUAGCACACCUCUUAAUUAAAGAUUUUUUAGAGGUAAA